AUGGGCAACAUUCCCAUGCCCUACAUCGAGGAGUCGUCGGAACGUAUCGUCGUCCUAAAUGGUGAAGUUAACGAUUACAUGUCUGCUUCGAUCGUGUCACAGCUGCUUUGGCUCGAGUCCGAUACCCCCGAUAAGCCGAUCACGAUGUACAUCAACUCUCCCGGUGGUUCGGUCACCUCAGGAAUGGCAAUCUACGAUACCAUGACCUACAUCAAGUCACCAGUAUCAACAGUGUGUGUCGGCGGUGCCGCGUCAAUGGCUGCAAUCCUCCUUGCUGGGGGUGAAGCAGGCAAGCGAUUCUCUCUCCCCCAUAGCUCGAUCAUGAUCCAUCAACCACUCGGCGGCACUCGAGGACAGGCAUCUGACAUUAUGAUUUACGCAAACCAGAUCCAGAAGACACGGGAGCAGUCGAAUAGAAUCAUGCAGUAUCACCUCAACAAGGCAAAAGGCCAUGAGAAGUAUUCUCUUGAGGAGAUUAAUGAUCUAAUGGAACGGGAUAAAUACUUGUCUCCUGAGGAAGCUUUGGAACUCGGAGUCAUCGAUGAGAUUUUGACGAAGAGACCUGAGUCUGAGCAAGAGAAGAAAGAGAAAGAGGAGAAGCAGGGCUGGGCCGAUACACCCCAGACGAGUUAA
This is a messenger RNA of Fusarium musae, 633 nucleotides long. RefSeq lists its product as uncharacterized. Gene Ontology annotation, biological process: protein quality control for misfolded or incompletely synthesized proteins. Gene Ontology annotation, molecular function: ATP-dependent peptidase activity; ATPase binding; serine-type endopeptidase activity. The transcript has 3 exons. Gene Ontology annotation, cellular component: endopeptidase Clp complex. The coding region runs from base 1 to 633 and encodes 210 amino acids. The record is from RefSeq and is a predicted model, not a curated record. NCBI's taxonomy places the organism in Eukaryota, Fungi, Ascomycota, Sordariomycetes, Hypocreales, Nectriaceae.